Messenger RNA from Amoebophrya sp. A120, 920 nucleotides. The record is from the annotation of a GenBank genome assembly. NCBI's taxonomy places the organism in Eukaryota, Dinophyceae, Syndiniales, Amoebophryaceae.
CAUUGGUGAACAAAAUGAAAUCCCCGGGGCCAGGACAGUAUUAAUUUGAUGAGUUGUUUUGAUUUUUCGCGUGAAGGAUUUUUGCUUCGGAAGAACAAGAAUGUUUUCGCAUGCACGACGACGAACUUAUAUGGAAUGGCAGUCGUCGGUGUUGUCGCACUCGCACUACUAACUUCUUUUGCAAUUAUACAAAUUUUCCGUAAAAAAACAUUGAAAUUCUCAGCUACGGCAAGAACAUCGGUUUCGAGUCCACCGCACCGAAAUACAGCAUGAAAGCCCGAUACGACAAGAAGUCUACGGGGAUAAGUUUGACGCCCGGCCUAUGAACUGCAAAAGUAUCGUACUCGUAUAAAUGCAUGACAAAUUCCCUCAGCAUGAGGAAUGAAAUUUGUAAUGCGGAUUUACCUUGAGGAAAAAACUUGUAAUGCAUGAGUGCAAUUACUACGACUACGAUACUUUUGCACAGGAUACGGCCCUGGGACAACAUUAGGGACGAUAUCGAGCUUUGGAUAGAGCAAGAACGAUAUCCAGCUUCGGGAUAUUGCCGUGCUGCACUCUUUUUCUUGCUGUUGCUCUUGCCGGUCGUGUCCUCAAACUAGGAAGUAGAAUCCGAACAAAAUGAACACAACUGAGCUGUCGUGCAGCGAUUCAUCAUGUACUUUAGAUGCAGCUUUUUCAAAUGCGCGCUUGAUAUGCUGGAAAUUGUAAAAACCCAACACGUAGUUGCAAGUACUAGGAACGGACUGUAACUGCAUUUUCUGGUGCGUAUAUGCUAGAAAUGAGAGCAGGUGGACAGCAUCUUCGCAGACGAUGAAAUCUAGUACCUCUAAUCUGAACAAUUGAUGAGGCGGCCGCGCCAGAAGUAGAUUGUCUUCGCGCCGCAACGUAAGAUAGAGAAGCACGUUCCGCUAGAAGAUCAC